GCGAAGUGGCUGGGACUCCAACCUCUGCCCAAGUGGGAUGUUGUUGUUGCUGGUAGCAGCUGAACCUGUGUCACAACACCGGCUCUGCAGAGAUCCCUUAGUGGGAGUGUGGCUGGUGUGCGUGUUUUGGCACUGACAACUGUCUCUGAGGAUCUUGACUCAGGCCCUGGGAAUGUGGACUUGAGUGUCCAGGCAAUGCAGAGAUGGUGGUGUAGGGGGUCAGGGCACUCCAGGGAGGCUCCCACAGUUUCCAAGGCAUGGGACUUGCUUAUGUUUGGCUGAGAGUAGGGUGGCUGGAUUGAGAAGCCAGGACUCUGUGGUUUCAGGUAGGGGUGACAUGGAAGGUGACCCUGGGGAGGAGGGAGGUAUGGGGAGCUGGCAUGGAAGAGAAGCAGUGUGGCAACAAGGAAACGAGUUUGCUUUGAGACUUCUGGGCUCCUCCAGCUGUGCCUCUGGGUGUCACCAACUACAGCCGAAAGCCCCGAAAAGGAAGGGCUCUGAGAUAUGUCCAUGAAGGAGGUGGGCGAUGGCUUGCAGGAUCAGAUGAACUGCAUGAUGGGUGCCCUGCAGGAGCUGAAGCUCCUUCAGGUACAGACAGCACUGGAACAGCUGGACAUCUCCGGAGGGCGUCCGGAGAGCCCCCCGCAGACACGACCCGAGCACCCUGCGUGGGAGGCUGCCAGAGUUCCUGCCAGACCCGAGGCCGCCUUCCCUUCCAGCCAGGCUUCUCUUGGCAGCGGCACCAAGUUCCUACCCAAUGCGAGUGUCUGUGGGAACAGCACAGCCCCCCUGCCCCGGACCCAGCCACCGAAUCACCAGAGCUGUGACCGGCAGGGGUCAGAGCAGCUGGAGCCUGAUGAUUGGACCUCCACCCUGAUGUCGCGGGGCCGCAAUCGCCAGCCUCUCGUGUUAGGGGACAAUGUUUUUGCAGACCUGGUGGGCAACUGGCUAGACUUGCCGAAACUGGAGAAGUCUGGGGAGAAGUGCGAGACUCAGGGGGUGGGGGAGCCCAGAGGAGACAAAAGCCAGCCCCGGGAACUGGGCCGCAAGUUUGCCCUCACUGCCAACAUCUUCCGGAAGUUCUUGCGCAGCGUGCGGCCGGACCGUGACCGGCUGCUGAAGGAGAAGCCCGGCUGGGUGACGCCUACAGCUGCCCGUUCCCAGAAGCUCAAGAAGCGGAGCCACGCCAAGGGCUCCGGACACUGCUCCUUCCCAGGCUCCGGGGAGCCUGGAGGAGGGGACAGCUCUUCCACAGCUUGCCCCAAGACCCUGGAAGCCUCGCCCUCAGGCUUUGAUAUUAACACGGCUGUCUGGGUCUGAAUCCUA
Molecule: messenger RNA, 1326 nt
Organism: Ochotona princeps (American pika)
Lineage: Eukaryota; Metazoa; Chordata; Mammalia; Lagomorpha; Ochotonidae
Gene: INKA2
Product: inka box actin regulator 2
Exons: 2
Coding region: 505-1320 (271 amino acids)
Cellular component (GO): nucleus
Molecular function (GO): protein serine/threonine kinase inhibitor activity; protein kinase binding
Source: RefSeq, a predicted model, not a curated record